Amyelois transitella is the source of this 2795-nucleotide messenger RNA. RefSeq lists its product as uncharacterized. NCBI's taxonomy places the organism in Eukaryota, Metazoa, Arthropoda, Insecta, Lepidoptera, Pyralidae. The coding region runs from base 451 to 2322 and encodes 623 amino acids. The transcript is spliced from 3 exons. Gene Ontology annotation, molecular function: protein binding. The record is from RefSeq and is a predicted model, not a curated record.
GAACAAUAAGUUAAUUCUUAAACAAUUACGGUUAAAUAUAAAUGUAAUUCAUGCUUUGUUUGAUACACCAGCGGGAAUAGGUGACAUGCAGCGCGCAUGUGCAAAGUUUUCAGUAAACAGUUAUGCCUAAGGGGCACAUAAUAGUUUAUUUAUUAUUGAUAAUCAAAGUGUAAAAGCCUAGUUUCAUGAGAUAAACCAAUAUCAAUUAGUAAUGUUAUAGAUAGUUUUCAUUAUUGUAGUCUUGUAUGUGUUCACGCAGAUUCACGCAUGCGUGAACGUAUCGUAAUGAUUAGACGCGCCCUAUCUGAGCCGGCGGCAGGUGGCGAAGCCCCAACCAUGUAUAACCGUGCAAUAAAACGUGGAUUUAUAACAAUAUAACAGUGUAUUUAAAUAAGUGAAUAGCAAAAUUUGUGUAUAUCUAAACAAGGCACUAAUAGACAGAUAGGCGAGAUGAGCUCACCCAAGUUAAAUGAAAGAUGUCCAAGUAGCAUGAGUAAUGGGAAAAAACUGCUUAGCAAUGACUGUAAGGAAGAUUCCUUGGAUAAUUCUAUACGAGAAUCGGUUAAAUCGGAAAGACCAGGAAAGGGUGAAGAAGAUUGGAGGAGGCGCACAAUUAUUGUUGAAAAGAAAAAUGGAAGUUAUGGGUUUACGUUGCAAAGUUACGGGAUACAUUACAAAAAGGAACAAGAGAUAGAGGUGAUAACUUACGUGGACCACGUGGAGCCGGACGGACCCGCAGCGCUGGCCGGCAUGCGCGAGGGCGACGUCAUCCUCUCCAUCAAUGGUGGCGACGUCGAGCGUGCCGACCACGCCGCCAUCGUAGACGCCAUCAGCGCCUGCGACUCACGCAUGCGCAUGGUCGUCAUAUUCGAAGACUGUGUGCGCAAAGUAGAACUCCAUCUCAAAUACAUCAACCUUCAAAGAGCGAUACAAUCCAAAAUGAGAGAACUUGAACAAUUAACAUUGCGCGAAAGACAACUAUUCGAUACCAACUGGAAAACUCAUAGUCUUCCCUCCCAAAAAAAGAAAAACUCACCUUCAGAUGUCAUAUCCGAUGGCGAAGAAAACAACGCAGGUGACAACAUCAAUGGAACUUAUUGUAGACCCACGCUGUCGAGUGAGAAUGUUACUGCAGCCAAACCUCCGCAACCCAAUGUUUUUAUGUAUCAAUAUUUAGAUCCGAGGUACGGGGCCUGUCUAAUACAGCCAAGUAUACAUUCAGGUAGUUUCGUGAUAACCGUCGGCUCUCCGCGAAACCGCCGUGACUGUCAGCAUUAUGUGGUAAAAGCUCCAGGAGAGUGUCACCGAGUAGUGCCCGACGGGUAUAAUAAGAGUUCUGUUAACAGCAAACACCCCAAGGUGCACAGAAACAGCCACAGUCACAGUUGUACUCCAUGUAUGCCUAAUUAUAGUAAUCAAGAUGCGAAUAGUUUGGAAGCAUAUGAUCUCGCAAGUCCCUGUUGUGAUCCACACUGCGUGCCCAACGCUAGGAAGAAGACACGACGGAAGAAAGAAUGCUCUAAAGAGCACAAAAGAAAAGAAAAAUGUCAGCAAGUCGAUAAGUCGACCCAGAAACCCGAUGGCUGUUCUCACACUCGUACCAAGAAAGUCUGCUCAUCUGGUCAUUGUUCAAGCCGGUACCGUUAUUUGGCGACUGAAUCUACCCAAACUAGUCAAUGUAGUCUACAAUCUUACGCUACCAGUAAUGCUACUGUGCAAUGUGACAAUUCUGCUUCUAGCUACAGUACAUCUUUAAGUAGCGACACCUUAUUUUGGGAUAAUGACCGAUCCGAGGCUAAAUCUUCGCCGAAAGUACAAUAUCAAAGUUCUCAUCAACACGUCAAGCCCAAAUCAUGGGAUAAUUUAACCACUAAAGCAUUCGGAGGUUACGGCUUUGGAUAUGGGUACUUGGACACGAGCAAUAAACACUCAAACCGAUCAAAAAGUCACGGACGAAGCCACAGCGGCCGGAGUACGCAGAGCCAUCACGAGUACCAACAUCAUGGUCAAGAAAAACAUUCUCAUCGACAGAGCGCAACGCCUCACCAUUACUCGGUUUACACUAGGAACCACAGUCGCUGUGCUCCUACAAAGUCCACCGAAAGCCUCAUUGUGGUACCUAAAUACCAAUUAGAAAGCAGUGGGUCCGAAACACGUCUCGCUUGUGAAUGUGCUGAGUCAAUAGAAUAUUAUCGACGUAUUAGCAUCACGAAGAGUCCAGGGGAUUCACAUUCUAAUGCCUACUAUCAACAUUUCAUGUAUCCUGCACAUUCAUAUAAGAAGAAAGAAGCUAACGUGAGCUCAGAAAUUACAAGGCUAUAAUUAGAUUAAAUUUUCACUGUAUGUAUAAUAUUUGUUUUCAUGCUCAAAAUAUGGCCUAGUAUUAUUGCCAAGUUGCAAUUUUUUAAUAAUAGAUAUGUAAUUGCUUGUGAUACAUUAUCCUUGCGACAACACUAGAAGUCUAGGUGGACGACUCACUCAUGCAAUGUAAAAAUAUUGUUUUACUAUUCAAUUGUGAUGGUUGAAAUUGUUCGUCCUAUUAUGCAAGCUUUUAGAAGCCCGAAAGACCAUCAUAUUCAGUAUUUAAUAUACCUACCUAAAACAUACGAGUACGUGUAUCCUGCAGUAAAACAAUUUUAUGGUAUUAAAGAAAGUUAAAUAUGAACAAAUAAAAAGUAGACGCUUUGCAUAGUUUCGACUUUUGAUCUAGCUUUUCGCAGCAUGACAUGUGAGCCCCUAGAGUUGUCGAAUACUGUACCUACUAUAAAAACAACGUACUUACAUCAUAUUUUGUA